AUGGAGGCUUCGUGGGGUGCAGAUCCACUUGAAUAUGCUGGCGGCUUUAGAAACCUCACUUAUGAUCCAGACGCAAAAUUCCCCAGUGCCUUACCAGCGAAUGGGACUGCGUCGUGGAACAUCACCAAGGCCAAGCAGACCCUAAGCACUACUGGCUCAGCUAAUGCAUCUUUGAGCAUUAGCUACUCAAACGUGGAUUGGGACUUUUUGAAAGUCGUUUAUGGAUGGGCUGCCGUCCAGUAUCAGGCCUGGGUGCGCGGUGAGAUUGUCGUGGGCGGCAACGAUACUCAGACUGGCAUCUUACAUACAGACUCUAUCCUAGAGUAUUGGAUCGACGACAAGCAUUACUUUGGGGGUGACUACUACAGCUUCCGGCAUGCGCCUCCUGUGUUGCAUCUUACGCCUGGCUCACACAGAAUUGACAUUCGUCUGGUCCGCGACGUAAGAGCCUUUGGGGGUAUUCUAGAGCCAACCAUUGACGUCUUGGUCGACAUACGACAAGUGACUGCAUUACUCGAACUUGCGAAGCCUGGAAUUCUAAUGUCUGACGUCAUAAAUGGAAGGCCCGCCUCUACUAUUGGGUCUGUAUCCCUGAGGAAUAGCGGGCAAGAGGAUAUUGAGAUCUUGGGCAUCCAACGGUCCAUUGCCAGCUCCCAAAUUCCCUUUGCAGAGCGAGACAUUACUGGUCAGACUCCUUUCAAAGUAGACUUGGAUGUCGCUGACCAGAGGGACCCCAUGUCCUCAGAUAAUCAUCGUCGUACCUUCCCCAUGACCAUAGUUCCUGGUCAAACGAGGCCUGUGCCAUUCGAAGUUCUUCCAGUAGCCGUUAAUACGUCUACUGUGGACUAUGAGAUAAAAUAUAGAACAGUUGGUAGCACUGACUCUUCGACAAUCGGUGCUUCCCAGCCCCUUAACCACGUAGACCUUUAUGCGCCUCAUAAGAUUACAUUCCUCCAUCCAGGUGGUAUAGUGUCUUAUGCUAUGCUUCGGCCUCCUGCCAAGAACGCAACUUGCACAUCUAAUCGCUUGAAACUACCGGUUCUUCUGCAGCUUCAUGGAGCAGGAGUUGAAGCUGAAAACCCCAUGGUCUAUCACGCACUGGACCCUGUAUCAGACCUCUGCGCGUGGGUGUUGUUCCCGACAGGCGUCACUACAUGGUCUGGCGACGACUGGCACAACUGGGGCUUCGCAGAUGUGGAAGCAGCGAUUGCAGCGAUUCCGGAUUGGAUUGAGAAUAACAACUGGACUGGCCCUGGUGUUGAUCUGGAUCGCUGGAUAGUUUCAGGCCACUCCAAUGGUGGUCAAGGGACUUGGUUCGCCUUGACACAUCGUCCAGACAAGGUGCUGGCUGCGGCCCCGGUCUCUGGAUAUAGUAGUAUCCAGAAGUAUGUCCCAUUCGAACUUUGGCAGGGCGCAGACCCCAGACGCAAAGAGAUUAUUAGCGCCUCCCUAAACAGUUAUCGUCAUGAACUGCUGAUGCCGAACGUGCGAGGCAUUCCUAUCCAGCAGCAGCAUGGUGCGAUUGAUGACAACGUACCAGCGUAUAAUUCGCGCCUACUAGCGCAACAAAUCCAUCAAGAGAACGCCAAGUCGAGUUUCAAUGAGGUCGUUGGCUUCAGCCAUUGGUGGGAUGGAGUCAUGACUACACCACAAUUAGUCAGCUUCUAUUACAGCCAGACAAAUAGCGAGGAUAUCAUGCCACGAAAACUGAGGCAAUUCAGCUUUCUUGUUGGUGAUCCCGGCGAUAUGGGCAGCAAAGGCGGAAUCAGGGUGAAGCAUCUAGAAGACCCCGGACGAUAUGGACGAGUCAGCGUUCGAGGAAAUAUUAUCAAGACUUCGAACGUGCAAGAUCUUGAAUUCGACAUUGUUCUUUGGAACGAGUCGGUGACAAUUGAUCACAAAAGGUUGGAACUCUCAGGAGAGGCAGUAGCCAGUGUCUACAAGUCGGCCGACGGUUGGACUCUUAGCCCAGCUGGGAAAGAAAUUGGACGUGUCCAACGAAACGGCCUUCAGCUGGGCUCCAUGACUGCCAUUCUGCGUACCCAAGGCUCUUUUAUCAUCCGACAUCCAGCGUCUUCAGCCGCAUCGCAUAUUGCUCUGCAGGUUUCCCGCAAUCUCCACCAAUACUUCAAAGCAGACACGCAAAUUCUCCCCUCUACAUCAAGUUCCAUCCCUUCAGGCUCUUCUGGCAAUGUCAUUACUCUAGGUAUCGCCGAUAGUCUCCCGCCAUUCCAGUCUAGCUUCCCUGUCCGUGUCGGUGAAACCGGAGUCACUGUUCGUGAUUAUCAUGGCCAAGAACACCAGUAUAGGGAGGAGGCCCGUGGUGCUGCGUUUCUGCGCCCACUUGAAGGUGAACGACUGGAAUUGGUUCUUUGGGGCUCUGACGAGGCAGGACUGCAGCAGGCGGCGCGGGUUUUGCCCCUGAUGACAGGUGUAGGGCAACCAGAUUUUGUGGUCUUAGGUGAAAGUGCAAGAUGGAAAGGUAUUGAGGGUGUGCUGGCUAUGGGCUUCUUUGAUUCCAACUGGGAGAUUACUCCGGCUAGUGUCAUUGACAGUGACAUUGACACGUAUCAGGCUGAUGAUUAGGUGUAACUUCUGAUACCAUGGACUGUGUAUAUAAGUAAUGGACGGCAUGCACGUGUGAAGCCACAUACCUAUUGUUAGUGUCUUCACUCUCCGCUUUCAAAGCUAAACGUCGCUCUAAGAAUUAAAAAGGCUGCUUAUAUAUUUCAAUUAAAUUUUCUUUCC
Messenger RNA from Bipolaris maydis ATCC 48331, 2748 nucleotides. RefSeq lists its product as uncharacterized. The record is from RefSeq and is a predicted model, not a curated record. Gene Ontology annotation, molecular function: serine-type peptidase activity. NCBI's taxonomy places the organism in Eukaryota, Fungi, Ascomycota, Dothideomycetes, Pleosporales, Pleosporaceae. Gene Ontology annotation, biological process: proteolysis.